UUCAUCACUCACAAUCCAUAAAAAUUACACAUUUCUUUAAAUUUUCCUCUUCAAUGGCACCCCACGGAGAAUCCGUUCUUAGCUCGGCUUAUGUUGCCCCGUCCAAGAACUUCAAGUCCGUCAAACCGCCUAGCCUCUCCACUACCGAUUGUGGUGGUGGCAGUCUCCGAAGGACACUUUCAGACAUGGUGGGAGGGUCUCGAACAGACUUAAUAUGCGAGACCCUCCCAGUAAUAUCAGAGGUAGAAACCGCAAAGUGUGAAUGUUGUGGGAUGUGCGAAGAAUAUACGCCGGAGUACAUAGAGCGCGUCAAGGCAAAGUUCUUCAUGAAAUGGAUAUGUGGAUUGUGUGCCGAGGCAGUGAAGGAGGAGGUGGAGAAGAAUGGUGGAGAUAAAGAGAAGGCGUUGAAAGAUCAUAUUAGUGCUUGUGUUCGGUUCAAUAAGUUCGGUAGGGCUUUCCCGGUUUUGUGUCAAGCCGAGGCAAUGAGGGAGAUGUUGAAGAAGAGUAGUUGUAGGGUUAGGACAAAGUCGGUUAGCCCGAGGGAUCAUAAAACCAGGAUGAAGAGCGGUGGGAUUGCUCGAAGCUCUAGUUGUAUGCCGUCACUCACAAGGGAGAUCAAUGACCUUACUAUAUCCAACUAAUGGAUUAAUUGUUAUCUCAAAAGGGAUUCAAAAGAUUAGGUCAUAACCCUUUAACAUCAAAAUUACCAUGGUCCAUAGACUUUUUAUGCGUUUUGUUUAUUGGUUUGAUCGAUUCGAUUACAUAGUACAGUAGUUUUAGGUCAAGGAAAAGAACCACCUCAACAUGCUUUCGAGUUUUUAUUCCUUUAAGGGAUUUUUAGCUGGUUGGAUCAGCUAGACAAGUUUUUUUUUCAUAUGCUUUAAUUUGCUAGUAAAUUACUAUGGAUAUAUGGUAUUCUUGAUGUAAUUUAUGCUAUAAAGGGUGUGAAUGUAUUGCUAAUAUGUUAAAUCAAUAAUUGUCAAUUAGUUGUAAUAAAAUAAUUAAAUUUAGUUAUGUAA
Impatiens glandulifera is the source of this 1019-nucleotide messenger RNA. RefSeq lists its product as uncharacterized. Lineage: Eukaryota; Viridiplantae; Streptophyta; Magnoliopsida; Ericales; Balsaminaceae. The record is from RefSeq and is a predicted model, not a curated record. The coding region runs from base 54 to 641 and encodes 195 amino acids. The transcript has a single exon.